AUGGCGACGAUGCUGGCGGUGCGGCGCCGUGCGGUGUGCGCCCUGGCGCUCCUCGCGCUGCUCUGCGGCUGCGGCUGCGGGGCGACCGGGGAUGUGAAUGUGCCGGUGGAGGUGUCGUGCCUGAACACUAACGGCAAGUUGAGUUGGCGCGUUGCCGGCGGGAAACCGUCUACUUGGAGGGAGUGUCCUCAGGCAGUGAAGGAUUUUGGGGGGCAGUGGAGGCGAUGCUGGCAGCAAUUCCCUCUGCAUCUUUGCCGGUUCGGUGUACCUGGAGAAGUUCUCGAAUGGGAACUGCCCUGCAUCUCAGCCAACGGAGGGCGCAGACGCUGUUGCGUUCACGAUGCCCUGUACGGCGGCUAA
Messenger RNA from Trypanosoma conorhini, 360 nucleotides. RefSeq lists its product as uncharacterized. The transcript has a single exon. The coding region runs from base 1 to 360 and encodes 119 amino acids. NCBI's taxonomy places the organism in Eukaryota, Euglenozoa, Kinetoplastea, Trypanosomatida, Trypanosomatidae. The record is from RefSeq and is a predicted model, not a curated record.